Molecule: messenger RNA, 1786 nt
Organism: Gadus morhua (Atlantic cod)
Lineage: Eukaryota; Metazoa; Chordata; Actinopteri; Gadiformes; Gadidae
Product: stonustoxin subunit beta-like
Exons: 1
Molecular function (GO): protein binding
Source: RefSeq, a predicted model, not a curated record
CUCACACUGGACCCCAACACGGCCAACAGACGACUCUCUCUGUCUAAGGACAACAGGAAGGUGACGUGGGUUGGAGUGGGCCAGUCGUAUCCGGAUCACCCAGACAGAUUUGACUCCUGGGACCAGGUGUUGGGUAGAGAGGCUCUGACUGGCCGCUGUUACUGGGAGGUAGAGUGGGAAGGAUGGGUUGGUAUAGGAGUGACAUACAGAGGAAUCACAAGGAGAGGAGAGGGUGAUGACAGCGCGCUUGGACUGAACAACAAGUCCUGGAGUCUUUAUUGUCAUGAUGGUCUUUACUCUGCCCGGUACAACGGUAUAAAGACAUGCCUCCCUCUCCCCCACGCUGGCUCCACCAGAGUAGGAGUGUAUCUGGACCGGCCUGCUGGCUCUCUGUCCUUCUACAGAGUGUCCCCAGGUGGAGGAGGGUCCUCAGACACACUGACACACCUCCACACCUUCUGGUCCUCCUUCACCCAGGAGGACCUCCUCCUGGGGGUCUGGGUACGGUGGUGGCGGACCCCAGCGGGGGGGUGGCUGGGGUCCUCAGCGUCUGUGUCAGUUGUAGAAAAGAAAUCGGGUCAGCGAAAAAAAGUGAAAAAAAUAAAUAAAGUGCAGGCCGGCUGCGGCGCACACACGCAUACACGCACACACACACACGCACAUACACGUACACGUACACGUACACAUGCCCGCACAAACAUACACGCACACACACACAUGCAUGCACACACACACACACACUGAGAGGACUGAUGACUCAGUUUCUCUGUGGCAGUUAUAUUCUCUCACAAACACAUACACGCGCACAUACACACACUCAGACACACAUAAACACACACAAACAUACACAUACACACUGUGGCAGUUAGUCUCUCUCUCUCUCUCUCUCUCUCUCUCUCUCUCUCUCUCUCUCUCUCUCUCUCUCUCUCUCUCUCUCUCCCCCUCCCUCUUCCGCCCUCUCUAUCUCUCUUUCUUUCUCUUCUGGUAUAGCAUGAUAAGCCGUGAAAAGACUUAAGAUAUCCCAUAGUUAGAUAAGCACAUUUAUUAUUUGAAAUGUACAUAAAAUACCUAUUGAUGGUUAACCUUUGCAUAUUUUCAGACUUCACCAGUUUUGGUCUUAAGGGCUCUUAUCAUCAUUUUUGUCAUAAUCAUGAUUUACGACCUGAUUUAAAGCAGAUUUAAUAUUUUAUUCAUAAUAAGCAAGAGGUCUGUGGGAUAAUGUUGCUUGUUGUAAAUUACUUUAGGCUGAAUCUUGAUUCAGGUACCAAGCAGCCACAGAACAUGUUCAGUUAUUAAAGAUAUGUGCACACCUGUUGAUGAUUUGUAAAGUCUGCUGCUUCUAUUGUUUUAGCCCUUUUGUUUUUUGUGUACAUGCAAGGGUCUAUUUUUCAGUAAAGGGACAUUAGAACCCCCUAUCGCCUAUUGACAAUUACUUAAGAUAGGACGUCCCUCCCUCAGCCUCAAUUGACUCCCAUUAAUUUCCCCGAAAGUCACAUAAUCCUGAUUUACAACCUGAUUUAAAGCAGAUUUUAUAUUUUAGUCAUAAUAACCAAGAGGUCUAUGGGACAAUGUUGCAUGUUGUAAAUUACUUUAAACUGAAUCUAGAUUUUUAAUGUUCUGUUGGGAAUCAAGCGGUCGCAGAACAUGUUCAGUUAUUAAAGAUACGUACACACCUGUUGAUUUGUAAAGUCUGCUGCUUCUAUUGUUUUAGUCCUUGUGUUUAUUGUGUACAUGUAAGGGACUAUUUUUCUGUCUUAUUUGUUAAUGAAGCAUAAUUGCAAUAAAC